UGUGUUGCAUCAUGGAAAUAGCAUGGAAUUAACCUUCUUCAGUGUAUGUUUUGUGGGUUCGGCAACACUGCCUAAAACCUAAUAAUGCUAAUAUUGUUUUGAUACCAAAGAACUUAAAAAAGGAGUAUUGAACUUGGUUAAAGUUCUCACAAAUGUAAUAAAAAUAUAAUAAAAUUUCUACUGCACAAUGGGUCAAGGUAAAAGUCAAUUCACAGAAGAUGAACUACAAGAUUACCAAGACCUAACAUACUUUACAAAGAAGGAAGUACUGUAUGCCCAUCAAAAAUUUAAGUCUUUAGCUCCUGAGAAAGUGGGCCAUAACAAAAAUGCAAAGCUGCCAAUGUCUAAGUUAUUGCAGUUUCCAGAGUUAAGUGUUAACCCAUUUGGAGAGAGAAUUUGUAAGGUGUUCAGUUCCAGUCAGGAUGGUGAUUGCACAUUUGAGGAUUUUUUGGACAUGAUGUCUGUCUUCUGUGAAAAUGCUCCAAAACCGGUUAAAGCUGAACAUGCUUUCAGAAUAUUUGGUGAGCAUCAAAAACUGCUGACUAGCUCAUUUACUAGAGACCACCAAAAAAUUAUACAUGGUGUCUGAUAAGUACCACGAGAAACUUAGGGAGAAGGUAGGCUUUGGGCUGACCUCCCAAAUAACAAAAACUUACCUAUAUAUAAGUGUCACCAUUUUUGACAUAUUGUAUUGUUUCUUAAAUUUAAAAAAAACAAACUUUUUCAUCUGUGGUCUUUAGCUGCAUGUACAAAUAAGGUUAUACUUUGUUCAUUUUUGUCUAUAAAAUACUUCUAGAUAGUUGCUUUAUCAUAUACAAAUAUAAUGUAAAAACGAGGAACAUUUGCGAGAACAAAUACAUUAAGUUGCUGCUGAGCUAGCCCAAUUGAAUCUGAGAACUCUAAAAGCAUCUUUUCUUAAGAGAUGCCGAGCUUGUAUUAGAGUAGGAGGUCGCCAAUUUGAGCAUAUUUUGUCAGUAAAUGGAUACAUUUUUUCCACAAACAAUUUGUGCUUUAUUUCAUGCUGACCUGUCCUUUACAAAAAUAAUUCUUUUGUAUUGUUUCUGACUCGAGCCCGAAUUUCAGUAAAUUUCAUAAAAUCAUAUCAGGAACAGGUAAUAAUAAUGAACUAUUUAGCAUGUCACUGAUCAGUAACCAGUGCAACUUGAAUUUAAAUCCAUUAAUUACAUUGUAGUGUGUGUCAGUCACUUACAAAAGCAGCUAUCACUUUUUUCUAUUCCAAAUAGUACGUGUGGUGCCUUUCUGAAAUCUGUAUUCAAUCAGCAAUCUUUUUAUUCAACAUAAUGCAGCUAUAGCCCUGUACAUUUUUAUGUCACCACAGAUCGUCCAAGUUGAGGAAAAAAUAUUAGAACGUUAUAAAUCCCAAAAUAGUAAUUAUUUGAUCAUGGUUCCUUAAUAUCUUCUAACUACAUUGCACUUGUAUAUGAUAUCUAGAAGUUUUAUAGAAAAAAUGAACAAAGUAUAAGCUUCUUUGUACAUGCAGCUAAAGACCACAGAUGAAAAAAAAAAUUCAAUAUUUCAAAAACAGUGACACUUUUAUAUACGUAAGUUUUUGUUAUUUGGGAGGUCAGUUCAAGGCCUACCUUCUCCUUAGGUUUGUCGAGGUACUUAUUGGACACCCUGUAAAUAGAUUGUUUCUCUGCCUUCAACAUCAUGCUAUUAGUUGAAAAUUAAAAUUCACAUAAUUAAAAAGUAGCAAUUGCAUAGCAUUUAAAUUAUACUUUUGGUCAAGUUUUAAAACCACAUAACCUAUUGUGUCAUAUUAUGUAGAGGUUCUUGACCAGCUCCAACUUCUACAUUAUGACAUAACAAUAGUUUUGAUCAUUCGAAAUAACAUUUGCCAAUGUUAUAAUAUUUUUACUAUGAUAUAGAUGUCACCAUGAGCGCUUGCAGAAAUUUUUCCAAGGGGGAUGAUCAUUGCAGGGAGAUAAUUUCUUGUGAACUUGAACAUGUCCCAGAAACAUUUGAAGAAGGUGGUAUCAAAUAUCCCAGAAAUUGUACACACAAAGGAAUCCAAAUAUGUACAUUUUAAGAUUCAGCCACAUUCUCAAGGGGGCCGUGGACUCCCUACGAGCAUCCCUGGUUGUUAUAGUAACUUUUAUGAAUCGCUGAAGACCAGUAGUGAUUUACUGAAAUAGCCACCCUUCACUGAGGAAGAUAGAUUUAAUAAUCACACACAAUCUGAUUGUAAUUAUUUGCUAUUUAUUUGGAUUGUGGAUUAUCUUGGCAAAUAAAUUGUUUGGUAUUUUGGUACUUAUUUCAGAUUUUGAUGGUGAUGAUAUGCUGGGAAUCUCAGAUCUCAAACAAAUUAUAAAUAGACUAACAAACGACAACAAACUGAAUGACUCAGAAAUGAGCAUGUUGAUACAAAACAUAUUAGCAGAAGCAGAUUUAGAUGAUGACAAUGCUUUGUCUUUUGCAGAAUUUGAGCACAUAAUUGAUAGAUCUCCAGACUUUUUAAGGUAAGUUUUUUAUCUAAACUGUUUUUUCCAAACAAGGACACACUGCCAUUUGGACUAUUUUUUAUUCUAGAAAUAAAUGACAAAGCAUUUGAUACCCUUUUGUUUCAGCUCUUUCAGGAUUCGUUUAUAAUUGUGUGGAUAUGUUUCCUUGUGUGAUAUUAUUGAGUUGUCUUGAAAAAAUGAAAUUAUACUAUACCUUAAGUCUGCUUAUAUUUCUAAUAGUAUAUUGUAAUUGAUGUAAUUCCAAACGUGGACAUAGUAUUGAAACAUCUAGUCAGACUCAACUCUUUUAUACAUUUCUCAUUAAAUGUACAAUGAAUCAGGAUACUGUGUUUGAAGUUUGGAUUGUAGACCAAAGUAGAUGUUAUUGAGAUAUAUUCUCUACAUUUUGUGCCCUCUUUUGAUCCAAUAUUACUCAUUUAUCAAAGAUUUUUACCACUAUAAGAUUGCUAAAUAUAUAAAGUAGACUUAUCUAGCCUUACCUGACUCCAUAAUUUUCAACUUUUCAAAAUAGGCUUCUUAAGUUUGAUACAAGUGACUCACGAACCAAUCCAGUUCACAAUACUGGGCCCCACUAAAUAAUUGUGCAUAGAUAAGUUAGUUUCUAUAUUUAUUGAAAGAUAAUUAAGAAACUCAUUAUCAGCAUAGCUUAAAAAUCAAAUUCACUACAGCACAUAUCACUGUGCAUUAGUGCAGAACUAUUAGUUGAAAGUUUCAGUUUUCCCUCUUGAGUUUGGCAUAUUUGCUUUAAACCACAUAGUUUUAAUGAUUUUAUCCUAUCAUGUAUGUCUCUGUUUAAUUUGUGGAGGAUGCUGCAUUUGAUUGUUUUUAUUUGUAUUUGACUGCUUUUUUUCGCUUCCUACC
Molecule: messenger RNA, 3344 nt
Organism: Acanthoscelides obtectus
Lineage: Eukaryota; Metazoa; Arthropoda; Insecta; Coleoptera; Chrysomelidae
Source: the annotation of a GenBank genome assembly